Messenger RNA from Trichoderma citrinoviride, 1476 nucleotides. RefSeq lists its product as hypothetical. The record is from RefSeq and is a predicted model, not a curated record. Bases 1 to 1476 code for a protein of 491 amino acids. Gene Ontology annotation, molecular function: zinc ion binding; DNA-binding transcription factor activity, RNA polymerase II-specific; transcription cis-regulatory region binding. Lineage: Eukaryota; Fungi; Ascomycota; Sordariomycetes; Hypocreales; Hypocreaceae. The transcript is spliced from 6 exons. Gene Ontology annotation, cellular component: nucleus. Gene Ontology annotation, biological process: positive regulation of transcription by RNA polymerase II.
AUGAGCGAAAACAAGGGCCAGACACAGAAACGCUGUUGGAACUGUCGCCAGCAAAAGAUUGCCUGCGACAAGACACUGCCGCACUGCCGGAACUGCCUGAAAAAGGGUCGCCAGUGCCUGGGCUACGGGCUGAAGCUGUCGUGGCCGCGCAAGGGCGACCAGAGACGGUCCGCGUCGGCACGCAAGGAGCACUAUAUCAUUCCCAUCCGGACCGGCGAUGCCAGUUUCAUCAAUGCGACGAGCGAGGACGUGAAGGCGUCGCAGGAGCAGGCGCUGAGUCGAUAUGAUGCCACGACGUUUGGAGAGGUGUGGUUUACGCGACAGCCGCAUUUCAACAUGGCGAGACUGGAUCCCUUCCUCGCUUCACACACUUGGAGUCCGGUGGCCCGGCUGGUGUCGUCCAGCCAGAGCUGCGACGACCUCUACGGACUGCUGGUCAGGAUGUCGUUCCAGGACGAGACCCUUCCGUCUCUGGCGUCGAGAUACGCCAUCAGCGCGCUGUCGUACCAGCACCUGGCCAUGGACAAGACGGCCGUGAUGCACCAGACGAGGGCGAUCCGGGCCCUGCAGACGGCCAUUGAGACGGCGGCUCCCUCGGAGUGCAUGCAGUUGAUGGCGGCAAGCAUGCUGCUGAACAUUUUUGAGACGCUCAACUUUGAGACGUCGGAUCUCAGCUGGUCCAUCUUCUUCUGCGGCACAAAACGGAUCGUCAAUCUUGUGACCAAGACGGACGACACGUUUUUUGGCGACGAGGCGCUCAUCAUUGACUGGAUCUUUUACCACGACGUCAUGUACAAGUUUAGUAUUCGGCACUGGCGCGAGAAGAACAAGGAUCAGAUCCAGCUGGCGUCGCAGAGAAAGGUGCUGUCCAAGGCGGUGUUUUCGCCCGAGAGACAAGUUAUUGCCCCCAUCCUGGGCUGCUCCCUGGAGCUCCUUGACCUCCUCUGCCAAACCAUCGACGCCGUCCACGAGCCCGGCGACCCUGAUUACCAAUCCGAAUCGCACCUCAAGCUGGUCCGCUCCUUAGAGAUCCGCCUGAAAUACCUGCAGCAGCGGCAGUCCUCCGUCGCCCCGUUCGACAGCCCCGAAUCGACGCAGGAGACCACCGUCGCUGAGCUCUACCGCCAGGCCGCCAUCAUCUACCUGCUGCGCAUGGCCAAGGGCGAGCCCGAGAGCGCAAAGUGCGUGCUGCAGGCGGUCGACCAGGCGUACGAGACGCUCAACCGGCUCGAGUACUGCGAGCGGCCGUGGCCGCUGUUCGUCAUCGCGCUCGAGGCGCGGUCGGAGGAGCACCGCAGGGACAUGCUGCGCGUGCUCAAGGGGUCGCUGGCGCGGCGGCCGCUGGGGUCCAUGGCGCUGGUCAACAGGAUGAUUCCGGACGCGUGGACGCAGCAGGACCUUCGCGAGUCGGUGGACCCGUUUACGCUUUACGGGAUGAUUAUCAGUCGCCACCGGGUGCCGCCGUGCUUUACAUAG